Molecule: messenger RNA, 1611 nt
Organism: Plasmopara halstedii
Lineage: Eukaryota; Oomycota; Peronosporomycetes; Peronosporales; Peronosporaceae
Product: u4 u6 small nuclear ribonucleoprotein
Exons: 1
Coding region: 1-1611 (536 amino acids)
Biological process (GO): mRNA splicing, via spliceosome
Cellular component (GO): U4/U6 x U5 tri-snRNP complex
Molecular function (GO): protein binding; U4 snRNA binding; U6 snRNA binding
Source: RefSeq, a predicted model, not a curated record
AUGACCGAGCGCAAGGGCAUCUACUUUGGAACGAUUGACCCAAGCAAUGAUGAUGUGCAACCUGGAAGCUGCAUUGGUAAGGAAAACGGGAAUAUAUCAAGCAAUUUGGAAUCGGCAAUUCGUGCUGGUAACGUGAACGUGUCGGACAACGUGGAGACAGAGGUACUACAACUUUCUGAGAGCAGUCGCGCUGCCCAGGAGAAGCAUGCGCAGCUGUUACGCCGCAUCGAAGCAGAAAAGCGGGCACGUAAUAUUGCAGUUCCAACAAUCAUAGAAGAAGUUAUUCGGCGGCUGCGGCAGCUCGGCGAGCCCAUCACGUUGUUUGGAGAGCGUCCAGCAGACCGACGCGAGCGAUUGCGAGAAAUCUUGUCUCAUCUUGAAUUAGAAGCUGAGGAAACCGGCUUUGUGCAUCAAGUUCUGGCAGAUAUCCAAAAGCAGGAAGCAGGAGUAGGAACAGAGGUCUUGGAAGCACCAGGAACAGAAAAUAUUGCACGCAAAUCUACAAAGCGGCAGGAUGAUCAGUUAUUCUACGUGCCAAUAAAAAACGAGAAACUUAAGCAUGCACGUGCUACAAUAUUUGCUCAUACGGCAAAAACUGUGAGUGCAAGAUUAAUACAAGAGCGACAGGCAAAAUUCAUAAAUGUAGAUCAGCACGCAGCUAUGCUAUACGCUACAGCUCUGAAAAUGGCCAAUGUUGCUAGUCAGAAUGGUGAUGAACGGCCCUUGUCCAGUGUUCGAUAUUCAGUUGAUGGCGCACAUGUCGCUACGGGCUCGUGGAGUAGUCUUGUAAAGAUUUGGAGUGCAGAAAAUGCCUGCGAGGUCAAGGUAUUUCGAGGACACGAAGAUCGCAUCACAGGUUUAGCUUGGCAUCCUACCAAUAUCUUUACUGAAAUGACGGAUAGAGCAGAUGUCGUUUGCCUUUGCAGUGGGUCAGCUGAUGGCACUGCACGGCUCUGGAGUGCGGCUCGCAAUGAGCCUUUGGCUGUGUUAAAAGGUCACAAGGCGCGAUUAGGCAAAGUUGCGUUUCAUCCAUUAGGCAACUACAUUGGUACCACAAGUUUUGAUCACACAUGGCGACUUUGGGACAUUACAUCAGCGCAAGAGCUAUUACUGCAGGAAGGACACUAUAAGGAGGUAUAUGCCAUCGCGUUUCAGAAGGACGGUGCGCUUGUAGCAACCGGGGAUUUGAAUGGAAAUGGACGUGUUUGGGACCUACGUUCGGGCAAAGCCAUUUUACCAUUGCAGGGCCACUCUAAGCAGAUUUUGUCGAUGGACUUUGCUGCCAAUAGCGUGCAUCUUGCGUCAGGAAGUGACGAUCGUAGUAUUCGUAUUUGGGACUUGCGACAACAAAAGUGCUCGUACAUGCUCCCAGCACACAGUAAUUUAGUAAGCGACGUACGCUAUUCACCCGGGUCUAACGAGCUGUUGCUGAGUGCGUCAUACGAUUCAUCUAUCAAGAUCUGGAGAACUCGCGACUGGAAGCUGAUGUCAACUCUUCGCGGACAUGACGGGAAGGUUAUGUCUGCCGACUUUUCUCCAGACGAAAAGCAUAUAGUAUCCUGUGGCUUUGACCGCACAUUCAAGCUCUGGGCUCACGAAGAUGAGUUUUAA